UGUGCCCACCGCAGGCCUGAGGCGCAGCCUCCCCCGGCAGGCCUCCGCAGGGCUGCCUGCAUUUUCCGGUGGGGAUGGCACGGGGUUUUUUAUUAUUGUUGUUGUUUCUUUUCCCCCUUCUCCUGCCUUUCAAACGGGGACACGAUCAGCCCGUCUGCGCUGAGGCCCUGGUCUUGCCCUUCUCCCACUUCUGCCCCACCGCCCCGGGCACUGCCGAAACACCCGCCUCCCGUGUCAGGGGAGACCUGGGCAGGAUCGCCGCGUCCCGGGGCUUUUCUGGCUUUGAAGGACUUUCUCUUUUGCCUUGCCCAGGCCUGUGGGGAAUUCUAACAGUUCUAUAGUUUGCGGUGGGGCGGGGCCAAUACAUGUCUAAGGAGGUGGCUGGUAGGAGAAAUGACAUGGAAAAGGGGAUGGAUACUGUUCAGCGUUAUUUGCGUAGGUUAAAGAUGUAGUAUGUACAGCUUAGCUGAGUUAAUAUCUCUAGGACCUUAACUCUUGCAAACUUGAGAAUCAGAAGGCAACGUUAUAGUUGCAUUAAGAUAAAUAUUUGCUGUUUAUAAGCAUUUACUAUGGUGUAAGAGUAAUGUGUGACUUAUUAUUACACUGCAGAUACGUAGCUGCUCCCCACCAGAUUUGCAGUUAAUAUACCUAGGUGUAUCUUGAUUAACUGCUAGAAUCUGAACUCCUGUUACAUUGGGUUUAAGCAAAUGAGCAUCCCUGAUGGUCCUCCCCCUUUUCCCUAGAAAUAAAUACAGCUAUGCCUUAGAAGGCCUUAGGAAAAAUCUUUUUUCAACCCAUAUACCACUUUGUAAUAUCAUUUGUCCUGGUUAGCAUAAUGGUGUGUUACUGAUUAUGCCAGACAAAGUAGUAACCUACUUUUUCUUCUGGAUUUCAUCCGUAUUAGAAAUGUUAUAUGAAGUGAAUACAUGGGGGUUGGAACAAGGACCAUGCUUGUCUUGGGAUGCCUUUCUUUGAGUAAUGUAAACUUCCUUUUAAUUGUCAUGCAUUUUUCUAGUAAAAGCUCUGCAAGUCUGCAAUAAAAAUGGCCUCCAAUAAAACUACAUUGGAGCAGAGAUUAUCAGAUGCCAACCCCUCCUGGACCGUUAUAAUGAUGCAUUCAUGGAAAUCAAGUCCUGUAAAGCUUUGCUUGACAGUAAAAUAUGGACUUCUAAGGGCAGUUGGUUCCUGGUUGCCAUUCAACUAUUUUUUUGAAAGACAGAACUGAAAAAGUAUAGUGUAAAAUGCAUCUGAGGUUGAGGCAGGGAAGUAACCAAAAAUACACAUCUACAGCUCAAAAUUUGGAUAGCAGGAUAGCUGAUGUAUCACAGACUCAAAAGUACUCUUAAAUUUACUGAAAUUAUUACUGGUUGACCCAGAUGGAGGUAUAUUAAAAUAUUGUAUUAACUCCUGGCUUAGAAGUGCAAUGGAGGGCUUCCUUUGUAUUGUACGGUAACUAUUCUAAAAGAUUUCACCAAGGUGAAUGUCUGAACUUUGUGUUAGUAGUUGAUUGCCCACUUUUCCCUAAUUUGAGGAAGAGGAAGAGUUAGCCAGCCUGGGAAAGGGGUGCCUCAGGGAGAGGAAAGAAUCUAUGAACGCAAUAUUUUUAAUCUUUUGAUGUUGUUGAGCACUGUGCUGCACAGGUCAGGAAAAUCAGUUAUGGUUCCCAUGGGAACCAUAACUAAUUCUGUUUCAUUAUGUAUGUGCAUGCAAACCUAAAUGUAUUACGGGAUAGUGUAGCUCUGGAAUUGUGAUUCCAAUUUUGUUACCUAUUGUAUGUUAAAACCCUUCACCACAGUCUCGCAUCAGUGUUUUAAUCUUGACCCUCCAAGAAGGAGUGAUUAUCCACUGGAGAGCAUCUGCAUCUGUCAUACGUGACUUCCGAAUGCAGAAAGGGAAACGAGCCAUAGAUGAGCAUUUGGUGGUCAAACGCCUAAGUUGCAGCUUACAACAUGCAGCCCUAGAGAAGGGAGGAUCUAGGGGUCUAGUGGACAUUUAGUAUCCUUUCACUUCAGUCAGGUCCCACAUUCACUUGUGGGCCAACAUUUACAUUGGCUUGUGUAAUCUCAGGAUGUACAGGUUUUUAACAAAUGUUCGGUGUUUCUGCAGGCUCUGCAAUCAAGUGUUAUUUUAAUAGGUUGGAAAGGCUCAAGAGUUUGAGAAGCAGUGCUGAUGCACACAAGACCUAAUUAAAUCUCUAAUAUUUAAAACGGAAAGCAACAUAUUCUUGAUUUUUUUUAUAUCUUACUGGACUUCAAGAAAAAAAAUAUGGACCCCCAUGGCAAUCGUUUUUUUCUGUGAGAAAUUAUAUAGAUAAAUUUAAGUCUUAGAAAGUUAAAAGAAUAAAAUGUUGCUUUGAUACAGAAAUCCAAAAUAUUUAUCUUUAAGUGACAAGAAUUAGUGAAGCCGAAAAGAGUACCAGAAAACAAUCUGCCAUUGAAUCAAAGAAUUUUAGUCCAACGGAGAACACAGAUGGAGAUGUUCCCCACUUGUAGCCUGCUUGCCUCAUCACCACACAAAAUGGGAAAGAAACAGAACGGCAAAGGUAAAAAAGUUGAAGAGGCAGAGCCUGAAGAAUUUGUUGUGGAGAAAGUCCUGGACAGACGUGUUGUAAAUGGAAAGGUGGAAUACUACUUGAAGUGGAAAGGAUUUACAGAUGCUGACAACACAUGGGAACCUGAAGAAAACUUAGAUUGUCCAGAGCUUAUCGAAGCUUUUCUGAACUCUCAAAAAGCUGGUAAAGAAAAAACAGAUGGUGCCAAAAGAAAAUCUUUGUCAGACAGUGAAUCUGAUGAUAGUAAAUCAAAGAAAAAGCGUGAUUCUGUUGAUAAACCAAGAGGGUUUGCAAGGGGUCUUGAUCCUGAGCGGAUAAUUGGGGCUACAGAUAGCAGUGGAGAGCUUAUGUUCCUCAUGAAAUGGAAAGACUCUGAUGAGGCAGAUCUGGUGCUGGCCAAAGAAGCUAAUGUGAAGUGUCCUCAGAUCGUAAUUGCUUUUUAUGAAGAGCGACUAACUUGGCAUUCAUGCCCAGAAGAUGAAGCACAAUAAUUGUUUGCAUUGCUUUUUUAUAUAUAUGAAUAUUAAAACCUGACAUUUGAUUUAUUAGCAAUGUGAGAAGCAUACAUUCUAACAAGAAUCAAAUUUGGUAUUUUUUUGAAGUAGUAUGUUUUGCAUCAAGAGCAAGGAAAUAAAAGCUUUCUGCAACUUGUUUCAUUUAUCACAAGAGAGCAUUUGAUACUACUACUUCCUCCAUAUUAGGUAAAAGCUUUUAUAAAACAUACAUAAACUUCCAUAGUUAUUACAGAAUCAUAAUGAAUGUCUAAACAAACUCACAGAUGUUUUGUAGUCUUCUAUACUGUUGAUGUGCAUGUAUCUUCUUUACCCAAACCUAGCCCUUUAAAGCUGUAGAAUCAUUCUUUUUAGUAUUUGGGAACACUUGGUCGCGAGAAGACCAAGUGAAAACUAACUUUGUAGUAAUUUGAAUGUUAUCAGACUGUAUAUUGUUUAUUGUAAAUACUGGUGAACAGUGGUCAAUAAAAUAGUUUUAUAUUCUUCCUUUAUACUGAUAGGCUGUGACUCUUUUGAAGCGGUAUGAUAUUUCUGAACUUUUGAUAUGUUAAGCUCUCAAUUCGUAAUAUAUUUAACUGUAAGUUGUUUUUUUUGGAGGGUAGAUUGAUUAAUUGAUAUACCCCAUUGCUACUCUGUAAUCACAGUAUCAGACAAAUACCAGGCUUUGAUUCUUUGCAUUUUUCAGUGAACAUGCCUGAGGCAUAGUGAGGUUUUUUUUCAGUCAGAAAGGGCCUGUGUGAACUGCAUGUGCUUUGGAUACUUGUUUCAGUCACAGAUAGCAACCAUACUGCUUGGGUAUGGCUGCUAGUCACAAAGCCAAGUGGCCUCAGCCAGGGUACUAGGAAAUAUUUGACGUGUUGACAGUAUCAGCCUUUGCUUUAAUUACAGGUCUUAAUACAAGGCUAUAGUGUAAUUAGUGGUGGUUUGUAUGGAAUUAUUUUUCAGGCCAUCAUCUGAAGAAUACGUGCAUAGCCCUGCCUUUAAAGCGGAAUAUUUUAAUGAAGAUACUUAAGUCAUCUUCUAUAUACAAAAUACUUUGGUUUUAUUUCAGAGAUAAUUUUAAAAUUCUAUAAUCAGCUGCGUGGAGAAUGCCUUUAGAAGGGCAGAAGUAAGGAUGGGGAACUUGAGGAAUAAAGUUGCCUCUUUCUGUUCUUUUUCCAGCUGCCAUUCCUCUUUUCACUUACUGUCAUCUAGACACUUUGUGUUUUGACUACCAUAGUAUAGUUUGCCUUGAGCUGUGCCCGUUCCUAUGUUAACGGCCAAGCUGGUUUCAGAAUUCCCCUUAAUUUAGUCAUGACUGAACAAAAUAAUCCUGUAAUGGGCUACUGUCAGCCUCGUGGGUGAGAAAAGCAAGGUUGCCCAGCCAGCUUUUCUUAGAAGGUUAAAAUAAUGGAUAUUCCUGGAAACCUUCAUACAGUGUGUUGAGGAGUGAAUGAAGGAAUUUAGGCUGUGCUGCCAUGUUCUUUUGAUAUUGUUUCACAAGUCAUUACUAUAACUAAUUGUCCACACAUAGUUUCAAAAGGCAUUUACAUUCUGAAUCAAAACUUGACUUUGUAAAACAAUUAAAUACCACAGUGGCUAAACUUUUUAUGUGUAACUGCUUUGUCUUGUCAAGAUUUUUUACUGCUGGGUUUGGGCAAAAUUCAGUCACCGUCUAUUUGUGGAAAAUCUGAUAUAAAAAUCUGAUAACCCUGUUAGGGUGGGGGUUCCCUUGCACCAGGUAACGAUAAUUUCAGAGCUUAGCUGGCUUGUCUUACCUGUUCCUUAGAUUACCCUGACUUUGUGACGUGUAAGUCUUCUACAGAGUUCAUGGCUUAAUUUUUUGGGGCCUAUAAUAGGAAUAUUUAUACUCCUAGUAUAUAGGAUUCUGAAAUCCUUUCUUUUUUUACACAGUAGCUUCAGAAAUAUAUGGGCUAAACAAGAAUUCCAAAGCAGCUUUAGUUCUGCCUGUUUCUUGAGUAUGGAGUGCUUUUUAAAGAGUCUUAAAACUUAUUCUACAGUUAGCAUUUUUUCGUCUGAAGUUUUGCAGUUUCUAUACUUUGUUUCAAGUGUGGGUAUCGAGUUUAUAUGAAUUUGCUGAUUUGAAGCGAUACAGGUUAAACAGUUAAUUUAAAUUACCGGUUAUUGUAAGUAGUAGACAUAGAGAUAUUUGUUGAAAGGUUGAUUCUUCUCAGUUUGUAACCCUUCAUAUACAGAUGUGCAACUAGCUACAGCUUUUACAUUCUAUUUUGUUCUUCCUUCUGACUAUCCAUAAAAAUGCACUGUAUUCACAUUUAAACAACUUUGCAGGUUGUUAAGAAGUUAUUUAGAUUCAUGGUUUUUUACAUUAUGACAGUAGAAAUUCUGACUGGUAUUUGUUUCCUUUUUUUUCUCACUUUGUGUCAAGCUGCAUUUUGAUAGUAAUGAAACGCAACACUUCAAAAGUUACAAGUUAUGUAAAAUUAUGCUGAAUGUGCUGCAUACAUAUGCAAAAAGUUAACAAAUGUUAUUAAUUUAAAAUUAACUGAUUAAAUAAAUGAAGUAUCUUCUGUA
Apus apus (common swift) is the source of this 5595-nucleotide messenger RNA. RefSeq names its product chromobox 3 (gene CBX3). Gene Ontology annotation, biological process: negative regulation of transcription by RNA polymerase II; chromatin organization. Gene Ontology annotation, cellular component: pericentric heterochromatin; nucleus. Gene Ontology annotation, molecular function: chromatin binding. Bases 2470 to 3042 code for a protein of 190 amino acids. The record is from RefSeq and is a predicted model, not a curated record. The transcript has 6 exons. NCBI's taxonomy places the organism in Eukaryota, Metazoa, Chordata, Aves, Apodiformes, Apodidae.